Prinia subflava (tawny-flanked prinia) is the source of this 2617-nucleotide messenger RNA. It is a transcript of the gene IGFBP4, whose product is annotated as insulin like growth factor binding protein 4. Gene Ontology annotation, molecular function: insulin-like growth factor I binding; insulin-like growth factor II binding. NCBI's taxonomy places the organism in Eukaryota, Metazoa, Chordata, Aves, Passeriformes, Cisticolidae. Gene Ontology annotation, biological process: regulation of insulin-like growth factor receptor signaling pathway. The record is from RefSeq and is a predicted model, not a curated record. The coding region runs from base 64 to 846 and encodes 260 amino acids. Gene Ontology annotation, cellular component: extracellular region. The transcript has 4 exons.
CCGCCGCCGCCCCGCGCCCGCCGCCAGCCGAGCGCCGCGGAGCGGGGCCGGAGCGGGGCCGCCAUGCGCCCGGGGCCGCGGCUGCCGGUGCUGCCGGUGGUGCUGGCGCUGCUGGCGGCGGCGGCGCGGCCGGGCAGCGGCGAGGAGGCGAUCCAGUGCCCGCCGUGCUCGGAGGAGCGGCUGGCGCGGUGCAAGGCUCCGCAGGGCUGCGCGGAGCUGGUGCGGGAGCCGGGCUGCGGGUGCUGCGCGACCUGCGCGCUGCCCCGCGGCACCGCCUGCGGCGUCUACACCGCUCGCUGCGGCGCGGGGCUGCGCUGCUACCCGCCCCGCGGCGAGCCCCGGCCCCUCCGCACCCUCAUGCACGGCCAGGGCAUCUGCACAGACCUGGCCGACGUCGAGGCCAUCCAGGAGAGCCUCCAGCCCCCAGAGAAGGAGGAGAUUGACCACCCCAACAACAGCUUCAGCCCGUGCAGCAUCCAUGACCGCAAGUGCCUGCAGAAGCAGCAGGCGAAGAGGGUCAACAACGGCAACAAGAUGCGCAGCAGUGGGAGCCCUCACCACCGCGAGGACACUCGGGUCAUGGCACAGGGCUCGUGCCAGAGCGAGCUGCACCGGGCGCUGGAGAGGCUGGCGGCCUCGCAGACCCGCACCCACGAGGACCUGUACGUCAUCCCCAUCCCCAACUGCGACCGCAACGGCAACUUCCACCCCAAGCAGUGUCACCCGGCGCUGGAUGGGCAGCGGGGCAAGUGCUGGUGCGUGGACCGCAAGACGGGGGUGAAGCUGCCGGGCUUCCUGGAGCUGAAGGGGGACUUGGACUGUCACCAGCUGGCGGACAGCAUGUGAGCGCCACCGCAGGGCCAGGACCCCCGCAGGGGCUGCCCAGGAGAGAAGGAGAGGGGACGUGACUGCUGAGCAGUGCCCUGGUGCCGGGGGACCCCGGGAUGCGCCCGGAUCGCUCUGCGGCACCGCCGCCUGCGCCAUGACCACUACCGGCCACCGGCAUGCGCCAGCGGCCCCCCAUCCCACACGGACACGGCUUGGACCUGGCACUGGGGUCGGGCUGCCCGGGUGGAGUGGGUGGGGGGCACCCUUGAUGCUGCUGCUGCUGCCCUGUGGUACCCCCGGUUUUCAGCCUGGCCCUGCAGACAACCUCGGACGCCUGGAGCCUCGGGGGGUGAGGUGGCAGCAUCGCAUUUGCAGCUCAGCGCCCUCCAUGCCAGACCUCUGCACGGGCAGCAGCAGAAGUGCCUCAUCCUGCCCUCCCUGGUGGCGAGAGGCUGCCCAGGCAAGGACUGGGGGGAACUGGAGAGACCCCCCCGCCUGCAUCCCACCCCAAGUGUGUGUGUGAAGGGCAGCAAUGAGAGAUUUUCCCCCUCCCUGCUGCAGCCCCUCAGCCCUGGACCUCCUCCCCAUGGCCCAGCCCCAUCCCACUCCUUGUGCAGGGACAAAGCCUCCCAUCCAUCCUGCCUCCCCCUCCCAUCCUGGGGUGAGGGGGUCGGGAUCCCCGGGCAAGCAACACUGAGGGGAGGGUGAGGGGUGAGGGAUGGCCAGGAAACACAUCCCAGGGGGAAGAGCUGCUUUUGGUUUUUUCUUUUUUCCUCAAAUUUUUUAGUAUUUAAAAAAUGUUGGUGGGAUCUAAUAAGCAACUGUGUGGCCCCGAGGCUGGAAUUCUCCAUCCCCAGGGACCAGGGCACUGAGGUGAUGGCUCCUGUCUUCUCUUCUUGGCCAAUAUGACAAAACUGGGAUGGAUUCUGGAACGUGUCCAUGAUGGGAUCUGCAGAUUUCACCAGCACAAAAUUCUCAGCUGAGAAAUUGUCACUGGCUUUGUACCUGGUUUUUCUUCAAGCUGGGAUGGAAAUUUUUCACAUAAAAAUGCUGUGGAAAGUGUGCCAAAGACAGAGGGGCCUUCCCCAAUCCCCUCCUGACCCACCCUCUGGCUCCAUGGCCUCAGUGGUAGGGUUUGGUUUUCCACGUGGAUUUGUGCUGUCCAAGGCCCCCGAUGGGAAUGAAGUGUUUCAGUUUUAGUGAAACACCCUCUGCCCUCCUGAUCCCCUGCCAGAUCCCUGCCUGCCCUGGCUGCCCGUGGUCCUGCUCACACACAACUUCUAAACGGAGUCAAUCUGCCAGGACAGUCCUCGGUGGGGAGGGGGUCCCUGUCCCUGCCACCCCUCAGAGCCACCGCACCAAGGAAGGGAUUCCCGGGGCCAGUCCCAGGGCCAGUCCCCUGCAGCAGCACCACAGCAGGACACAGUGCAGUGGCAGUGCCAGCCCGGUGGCCUUGGCCACUCCCCGUGCACAGCAGGGUGGGUCCAGCAGGGCCUUUCCUCGUCUGGGGGUUCCUGGCAAUGCCGAUGCACCAGGGCACUUUCUGUGUCCAGCUCCGAGGGCUCCAGCAUUUCCUAGCCUCUCUCCUGUAGUUUAGGGCUGUAUUUACACACAACCAUGUACCAGUGUCCCCCACCCCCAGAGCAUCCCCUGGCACCCAAGGGGUCCCUGUCCGUCCCUCCCGGGCCAAGCCCGUCCCAUCAGAUUCCCGUGUAGCACCGACAUUUUACAGUACACUUGAACCUUUGUAUCCUCAAAAAAGGUAAUUACUGUAUUUAAUUUCCCGUUA